UGAGGGAAGGGGCGCCUUUUCCCAAAAGGUGCAGCCAGGCAGGAGAGAUGAUGAUGGAGGUGGGGAGGAGAUAUCACACCCUGGGUCAUGUCAGGCACCAGGAUGGACCAGGAUCUGGCAGCGAGUACGUUAAGUUCUCCAAGGAGAAAUACAUCCUUGAUUCAUCGCCUGAGAAGCUUCACAAGGAGCUGGAGGAGGAGCUGAAGCUUAGCAGCACAGACCUGCGUAGCCACGCCUGGUACCACGGACUCAUCCCCCGAGAGGUGUCUGAGAGCCUGGUGCAGAGAAAUGGGGACUUCUUGAUCCGGGACUCCCUCACCAGCCUGGGCGACUACGUGCUGACCUGCCGCUGGCGGAACGAGCCCCUCCAUUUCAAGAUCAACAAGGUGAUGGUGAAGUCCAGCGAAGGCCGCACCCACAUCCAGUACCUCUUCGAGCAGGAGAGCUUCGACAACGUCCCGGCCCUGGUGCGCUUCUACGUGGGCAACCGCAAGCCGGUCUCGGAGCAGAGCAGCGCCAUCUUCUACUGCCCCAUCAACCGCACCUUCCCGCUGCGCUACCUGGAGGCCAGCUACGGACUUGCCAAUGGGAAGCACAGCGGCUCGCACGGCCACGCCAGCCAGAAAGGGGGGCACAUCAAACGCCGCAGCAUCACCAUGACCGACGGACUGACGGCCGACAAGAUCACCAGGGGCGACGGAUGCCCAACGAGUGUCUCCCUGCCACAUCACCGGGACAUCAUCCGGAACUGCGCAGUCAGUGUGGAUCAAAUCCAGGAUCUCCACUCACCAAUGUCUCCCAUCUCGGAGACCCCGACAACCCCAGCCUACAGCACUGUCACUCGGCUAAAACCGCAGGGAGGUCAGGCCGCCAGCGGCGUGAGCCCAGCAUCCCCCGUCAUAAGGCGAUCCAGCGAACCGCAGCUCUGCCAAGGGAACGGCAGCAAGGCGGAUCAGCCGGACAGCGCCCGCUCGACCCCUUCGCACGGAUACGCCAAAGCCUCGCCUUCCCCCUCGGUCAGCAGCUACAGCGACCCGGACACGGGGCAUUAUUGCCAGCUCCACCCGCCCUCCCCAGUCCAGUGGGAGAGGCCAGCUCCAGCCGGCAAGCAGGCGCUGGCCAAGAGCUAUGUGGACCGGCUAAAGGGGGACGAGGGCCAGAAGGGCCCGUCUCUGAAUGGGCCCGAGGCGGAGGCAGCGGCCCGGAAGAGACCCGGUCAGGACCCAGCCGGCUUCGUGGCGCCUACGGUGGAGAGGGUCUCCUCCUUCAACCCUGCCAUGUUCCAUUCGCUGCUCAUCCCCCUGGAAAACAAGCCCCUAGAAAUGGCAGUGCUCAAGAAAGUCAAGGAACUCCUAGCCGAAGUGGACGCCAAAACCCUCGCCCUGCACAUCACCCAAGUGGAUUGCCUGGUUGCUAGGAUACUGGGCGUUACCAAGGAGAUGCAGAGGCUCAUGGGAGUGAGCUCAGGGAUGGAGCUGCUCACCCUGCCCCACGGACAUCAACUUCGACUGGAUUUAUUGGAAAGGUUCCACACGAUGACCAUCAUGAUCGCGGUGGAUAUUCUGGGAUGCACGGGCAGCAUGGAGGAGAGGGCGUCCCUUCUGCACAAGACCAUUCAGCUGGCCGCCGAGCUGAAGAGCACCAUGGGAAACAUGUUCAGUUUUGCUGCGGUCAUGAACGCGCUGGAGAUGAGCCAGAUCUCACGGUUGGAGCAAACCUGGAUAGUUCUACGUCAGCGGCACACCGAGGGAGCCGUCCUGUACGAGAAGAAACUCAAGCCUUUCCUGAAGGGCCUGAAUGAAGGCAAAGAAGGAGGACCGCCUCUGUCCAACACCACCUUUCCUCACAUUGUGCCCCUCAUCACACUGCUGGAGCGAGACACUGCACUUCCGGACAAACCGGAGCCCUGGGAAAACUCCGACAAUGGCGUGGAGGUUGUCAUGGCCCACCUGGAGGCAGCACGGAUGGUGGCCCAUCACGGGGGACUGUACCACACCAACGCAGAGGUGAAGCUGCAGGGCUUCCACCCUCGGCCAGAGCUCCUUGAGGUCUUCAGUACAGAGUUCCAGCUGCGUCUUCUGUGGGGCAGUCGGGGAGCUGAGAGUAGCCAGACUGAGCGCUAUGAGAAGUUCAACAAAGUUCUCACGGCGUUAUCCCACAAACUCGAGCCAGUGGUGCGUUCUAGCGAACUCUAGCCGAACCGCGGACCUCUGUGCAGGACGGAGCAAGCAAGAAGUGGGGCCCAGAAAACAGCCUGCGCCACCCCUCUCUACAUCAGCCACACGAGGACGCCCCCUUGAAUGGGGAACGUGGCUCCGGCUGGUGUGGGGAAGCCCAAAGGCUGCAGGAUCUGCCUGUGAAGGUGUCCAAGAACGACGACGCCAAGCCAGGAACUGGCCACAACAGAGGCCUUCCUUAGCAUGAUACACUGACAAUCAACAUACAGUGGGUUGAUUUCCAUCCUGGAAAAACUGACAAUGGCCUAGCUCCCCAGUCUUGGGUAUUUGCAUUGUACGUCCGUGGCAUGGUUUAGGACUUGUGCAAAAGUUCCCCAUCUGUGAGCGUAAAGACUCGAUCCUGUUCCACAUCUGGGCCUGAUGGACCUUGACGGCUCAUAGCUGCAUUUUCGAGCAGAGUGCAGAAUCCUCCUCCCUUCACUACCUUGCCGUUUGGCACAAUCUCGAGUAGGCAGUCCCUGUAACUCUGAGGGCCUCCUGCUUUGUACUCCCUCAUAAAUAACUGGAGCAAGGAGGUGAACAAACCUAGUGUCACCAAUCGGUGUUUCCCAUAGUAAGAACGAAAAUGCACACGGUGGUUACAGAAGGCCUGGUCUUGAAAUCUAUUUCCCGGGGCUAUUGCCCUGCUCAGCGGUUAAGGGGGCGGCUUCCGCUGAUGCCAAUUUGAAGCUUUUUGUCCUAAACUUCAUUGCAUGGAGGCCAACUUCCCUCAGGAAGGGAAAGAAAAAAGAGAAAUGGGUGAAGGACAGAGAAAAGUGAAAGCAGAAGCAAAAGAGAAAAUGUAUUUGUUGCCCCCUCGAAGGGGUGAAUAAUAUGGGCAAGAGGUCCUUCUCCAAGUACCUGAAAUGCAUUCGAUCCUGGUCAUGCUCAUGAGUGAGAGGUUAAGAAAGGGAGUGUGGCUUUGUGGGUCUGUCCCCCCCUUAAUGUGGCACAGAGGUGGGGUUCUGGUGAAACUCACAAGUCCCUUCCACAUAGACACAACCAUAGAAACUGCAGAACGGAUAAGGGGAACAGAGCUUCUUCCCAUUUCUCUUUCCAGGUUACCUCCCCUCUUGUCCAUGCUGCCAAGACCUUGCUUCAUCUUCCUCGCCCCUCUGAUCCUCCGCACAGCCCUCUUUUUCCUUCCAGCCUCUUCUCCUUCCUAAGCUACUUCCUUGCUCACUUUCCACAACCAACUCUGCCCUACCAGCUGCCCGGCAGUUGGAACCCCAUCCAGCAGAACUGUAGCACCAUUUUAUAUUGAAUGUCAUUUGUGGAGCUAAUGGCGAUUAAUGAAUGGGAUAAUUAACUGAAGAGGAAUUGCUUAAACAUGAAUCCAGGUGAGAACUGAGGAAUUAACGUGCAGGUGACCUGGAUAGCGCCAUCAAUUUUUCGAAACUUCAUUUGGUACAAACAUUG
This is a messenger RNA of Varanus komodoensis (Komodo dragon), 3635 nucleotides long. It is a transcript of the gene SH2D3C, whose product is annotated as SH2 domain containing 3C. Bases 48 to 2195 code for a protein of 715 amino acids. The record is from RefSeq and is a predicted model, not a curated record. Lineage: Eukaryota; Metazoa; Chordata; Lepidosauria; Squamata; Varanidae. Gene Ontology annotation, biological process: positive regulation of peptidyl-serine phosphorylation; small GTPase-mediated signal transduction. Gene Ontology annotation, molecular function: phosphotyrosine residue binding; guanyl-nucleotide exchange factor activity. The transcript is spliced from 11 exons.